Salarias fasciatus (jewelled blenny) is the source of this 1726-nucleotide messenger RNA. RefSeq names its product macrophage mannose receptor 1-like. Lineage: Eukaryota; Metazoa; Chordata; Actinopteri; Blenniiformes; Blenniidae. Bases 147 to 1247 code for a protein of 366 amino acids. The record is from RefSeq and is a predicted model, not a curated record. The transcript has 6 exons.
CUGGUAUUCAAAUGAUUGAUGUGAUAUGUUCAGCUUCAAGUUUUAAAACGUGUUGCAGAGACUUCUGGAGAGUUAUCGAGCAUCAUAGCCUGUUCUUCACUGUUGAAGCUCAAUAAGACAAACUGAGCCGUCACAACAGGUCGACGAUGAUGGGGAUGAAGAGCAGCAGCUUGCCAAGAGCCCUGAUUGUCCUCGUCCUGAGCAGCAGCACAGUGUCCGGACUGGGAUCAGUGGUCUCCACAUAUUACACGUACUACGAAGAUCACCACACCUGGCUUGAAGCCCAAUCCUACUGCAGGCAACACCACAGGGACUUGGCCGUCCUCCUCAAGGAGUCAGAUAAAGACAACAUGGACAUGAACCUAUAUCAUGCUUGGUUUGGGCUGUACAGACCAGAUCCUGAAGUAAAUGAUUGGGUUUGGUCCAGUGGAGACAACGACAAUUUUCCUCCUUGGUCACAAAAUGAGCCAUACCACACUGACAGCUGCGCCUAUGUCUCCUACGACUCCCGGAGGAUUCGUGGACAGGAUUGUGCUACACAUUUCUUUUUCUUUUGCCACGAGAUACAAGAUUUCCUUUGGUAUGAAUUCAUACCUCUGUCAAAGAAUUGGUCAGAAGCUCAGGACUACUGCAGGCAACACUAUACUGAUCUCGCAACCUUUCCAGACUACAUUUACAUCAACGACGUUGGUGCCAAGAACUUUCCUGUUUGGAUCGGACUGCACGAAGAAGAAGAAACGUGGAAAUGGAGCGCGGGCUUUUCAGACUACCGGAGUUGGGACCAAGGGGAGCCGGACAACAGCUCAGGGUGUGUCUCCAUCUCAUCUUUUGAGAAAAAGAUGGCUACUAAGAACUGCAACGACAGCUACCCCUUCAUCUGCUCCAAUGACAACAUUGUGGUGGUGAAAGAGAACAAAACCUGGGAGGAGGCGCUGGAGCACUGUCGAGCCCUCACUUCACCCUCCAACAGCCACGAUGUCUACGAUCUGGUCAGCGUGCAGCCUGGAGACGACCAGGACUACGUGAUGACCAGGGUCAUCGAGGCCGACACUGAGGAGGUGUGGGUCAGCCUGCGUUUCCUGGCCGGUUAUUGGCGCUGGGUGACCGGAGCAGACAUGCUGUACCCCGACCUGCCCGCAUGCCCCCUUGACUGGAAGCACUGUGGAGCCUUAUCCAAGGCCAACAGGACAAGCGUGGAGACCAGAGACUGCGUGGAGAGAAAGAACUUUCUGUGCUACAGAAAGUAAAGAAAGUUUCCAUAAUGAUGUUGUUUUUCCUCAGUUGGUGUUUUCGCUGCCGCAUGAACGUGUGUUUUCCAGUUAGAGACGGAUAUGCCUGAAAUGGGCUGGUGAUCCCUUGAAUUCUGCAUUGUUUCCCUCAGUGUAAGCUGGGAUCAAAGCCUCCUGCUGCAUAAUAAGCGUAAUGACGCAAUUGCUGAAAAUAAAGGCAUGCAUGUUAGAUCAAAAUUUCUGCUGUUUCUUCAGUGUAAUUGAAACAGUGAACAUGAACUGUAUGUGUGAUCCAUGCAGGUUAUAUGGUUUAAUAUAGGUUUAUAGAUGAACAAGAAAGAAAGAUACAAUCAAAAGAGGGACGAACAGAUGAUGGAAAGAGGAAGAAACGUUGCAUUUCUCUAUUAGUCUAUAUUUAGUAGUAAAUAUUUGGAUUUUGAACAAUUUAUUAAUGUCAUACAAUUGGAAACUUUCAGACGUCAAAAAACAGGAAUAAC